Drosophila subobscura is the source of this 1134-nucleotide messenger RNA. RefSeq lists its product as uncharacterized. The coding region runs from base 1 to 1071 and encodes 356 amino acids. Gene Ontology annotation, biological process: apoptotic DNA fragmentation. The record is from RefSeq and is a predicted model, not a curated record. Lineage: Eukaryota; Metazoa; Arthropoda; Insecta; Diptera; Drosophilidae. Gene Ontology annotation, molecular function: single-stranded DNA endonuclease activity; metal ion binding; RNA endonuclease activity. The transcript has 3 exons. Gene Ontology annotation, cellular component: mitochondrial inner membrane; nucleus.
AUGGAAGCGCAACAGGUGUUACGAUAUCUGCUGCUGUGCAUCGCCAUCGGACUGGGAUUGGUCCUUCAUGCGAAGGCCGACUGUCCACUGACGCGGGCCAUGAUUGAGGGCACCAAUCGCAUAUUUGCCAAUCGCGAUCGUCGCGGAAACUACGCCCUGAAGCGGGUCCAGAGAGUGCAAACUGGCGAGGUGCUCCACAUGAUCUGCCAGCCGAACGACAUCGUCCAGACCACCUGCCAGCGGAACACCAACUUCACCCGACCACUGCCGAUGCGCUGCAAUAACCCGAUGGCCGCCACUGCGACAAUCGUCACCGAUACAUCCUGUCCGGCUACGAUGUACUCCAUUGGCUACACGAUCAACAACCGACGACUGGAACUGUAUCGCGCCUGCUACGAUCGGACCAAUGUAAAGGCCAUCUUCACGACACACACGGUGUACGGCAAAAGCUUCUACCCAACGCGUCCUUGUGCGGAUUUCAGUCGAGAUGGCGCUCUGAGUGAGGCGGAUGCAAGGACCUUCACCGUUCGCAGCAUCUACGAUGCCUUCAGGCGAAUCUUCGGCAACACCCAGAGAUACAUUCCCAACAAUCGGGAUGUGGUCAUCAAUCGCGGACACCUGACUCCCUCGGCGGACUUCCUCUUCGGCGACCAGAUGUGCGCCACCUUCAAGUACGUGAAUGUUGUGCCGCAGUUCAAGAGCAUCAACGACCGCAACUGGGAGACAAUCGAGCGCUGGGUGCGCAAUCGCAUCCGACGAGGUGGCUCGCUGAGGAUCAAGACGGGUGCUGUUGGCAAUGUCAUCCUGCCGACUCGUCAAAGCCCACCCGUUCCUCAUCGCGUAAUCUUGGGAACUGGCACCAAGAACCCCGUGCCCGAGUGGAUGUUCAAGACGGUGCGAACUUCAACCAAUCAGCCGCUGGCCGUCUUCCUUACGUACAACAACAUCUACGUCCCACGCCGUCCCACUGCCCCACAAUUCUGCACCAGCGUGCCCUGCCCCAUGGCGCUGGUGAACACCGCAGUCGCUGGCUUCACCUACUGCUGCAAUGCCACCAUUUUCAAUCUCUGAUAGGAACAUUCAACCUAUUUUGAAUGCAAGCAGUAACUUUGGUUACUCUUAACUAUCCCAAAU